AGCAGGGAUGGUCAGAGGUCAGGCCGCAGCCGUCGUGCUGGGCAAUGGGAGGAAGGGGCUCUGCCUCCUGCAGCGGGAGCCAGGCGCCGACCUCCUCCCCUCAGGCGCCUCACGUUACGCCGCCGUACGAUCCCCGCUCUCCCGCCGCUGUUGCCUAGGAGACUGGAAGCGGGCGGGCUUCCUCGCGCCGAGAGCUGGCGGGCUCGACCGAAACGGCGGCACGAGCGCGGCGGCGGCGGCGGCGGCGGCGGCCCGCGGCUCCUCUUGUUGCACCGACAAUGCGUGUUCGUUUGGGGUGGGGACUCGUUUCCUCAGCUUGAACGUGGGCCGUUGUCGGGCCGUCGAAAAGCUGGAUGUAAAUAUUGGUGCAUCACCUCUACAAUUUGAAAAUAGGAAGGGUGUUUUUUCUCUGUCUGGAAGUAGGAGGCUUUAUUUUGAUACCCAUGCCUUUGUAUGCCUCCUGGAGGAAAAUGGGUUCACUACUCAACAAUCUGAGGUUGUCGUGUCUGCUUUAAUGAACAUCAUGAAAAGCAACAUGGAUGUUAUAUAUAAAGACAUGGUCACAAAAAUACAACAGGAAAUUGCUCUUCAGCAGAUAAUGUCUCGUAUUGGUGUUGUGAAAAAAGAUAUGAUUAUUUUGGAGAAGAGUGAAUUUUCAGCACUCCGAGCAGAAAAUGAGAAAUUAAACCUAGAACUCCGGCAGCUAAAAAAGCAAGUAAUGGAUGAAACUUCCAAAGUUCGUACAGACAGCAAGCUAGAUUUCAAUCUAGAAAAGAGCAGAGUAAAAGAAUUGUACUCACUUAAUGAGAGAAAACUGUUGAAAAUGAAAACAGAAGUAGUGGAACUGCAUGCACAACAAGAUCGAGCUUUAACACAGACAGACAGGAAAAUUGACACUGAAGUUGCAGGUAUGAAAACAAUGCUUGAAUCGCACAAACUUGACAACAUUAAAUAUUUAGCAGGUUCAGUAUUUACAUGCCUUACGGUUGCACUGGGGUUUUACCGUUUAUGGAUAUAACAAAGCAUCUAUUUUAAAAAAGACUUGUACUGUCGUGCCUUAAGAAUGCAUUGUCACCUAGCUGAAAUAAUGUAGUAUUUAAUUCAAACAGUCACUGCCACGUUAUUUAUUAGUUAAACUGCAGAAUGUAACCUGAAAACGAAUGUAAGUUUCAAAAUAUUGAUAGAAACUUGACUUGAGUCACAGGCAACUAUAAUUUGCACAGUCCUGUCCGUACAAGUAAACCAUUGCUUAUCUCUGGGCUAUCGCAACACUAAAAUGCAAGAUUAUAUGAUAUUUACCAUAUAUACCAAAUAAACUAGAGGAGAAUCUGUGAUGUUAUAUGCCAAGUUCUAAGAGCAGAAUUCGGCACUAACUGAGAGGGGAAGAAGAAAAGCUUUAAUCGCCCUUAAUACUGAGCAGAAUCCAGAGAAGACAUUACACAAAUUCAAAUACCAUUCAUGGAGCUCUACAGAAUCUCUCCAUUGCACAAGUGCUUGCGCAUUACACUUAUGCAGCUGGUUGUGCAAAUGUAACUUUAGUUGAAUGCUCCUCUUACACAUAGUUCGGAACCUAGUUCCCGCUAGCACAAAGUUAUUAAUGGUAGUAGAAUGGCACAAUUGGAUACUGCCCAUUGCUUCUUCAGAAUUGGAAAUUAUUGUGUUAAAUCAUGACUUAUAUAUUUCCUUUGUGUUGAUAAAAUAUACCAUAAAGA
Messenger RNA from Elgaria multicarinata webbii, 1712 nucleotides. It is a transcript of the gene MCUR1, whose product is annotated as mitochondrial calcium uniporter regulator 1. Lineage: Eukaryota; Metazoa; Chordata; Lepidosauria; Squamata; Anguidae. The record is from RefSeq and is a predicted model, not a curated record. The transcript has 9 exons. Gene Ontology annotation, cellular component: mitochondrial inner membrane; mitochondrion. Bases 8 to 1018 code for a protein of 336 amino acids. Gene Ontology annotation, biological process: positive regulation of mitochondrial calcium ion concentration; calcium import into the mitochondrion.